Synchiropus splendidus (mandarinfish) is the source of this 1614-nucleotide messenger RNA. RefSeq names its product NPHS2 stomatin family member, podocin (gene nphs2). The record is from RefSeq and is a predicted model, not a curated record. Bases 1 to 1434 code for a protein of 477 amino acids. The transcript has 9 exons. Lineage: Eukaryota; Metazoa; Chordata; Actinopteri; Syngnathiformes; Callionymidae. Gene Ontology annotation, cellular component: plasma membrane.
AUGGGUAUGAAUACUAAUGCUCAAGCAAUAAGGCCUGUAACGUGGAGCUCUGUCCUCCAACUGGGAUUCAAGUCUAUCAUUCCGAAAGAAUCACUUCAAAUGAACCCAGAAGUCACAACCCCUGGUUUUCUCCCAGGCAAGUUUCCUCCAUGCACCAUCAUUGACUCUAAAGCCUGUCCGAGACUGUCCAGGCUGCAUAAACAAACGUCUAGAACGUACGCUUCAUUAGGGAAGAUAAUGGUGCACAUUUCCAACAAAAACAAUAGAUUGGACGACAGGAAAUCAAACUUCAAACCUAGGAAAGUGUUGACCAGACCUGGCAUUCACACUCUGUGUCCAGACCCAAUUAUGGAAAGUCACAUCCCUGUCCAUCCAACUCAUAUGCCAAGAUCUAAGAAGAGACAGAGUAACAACCCUGUGGCACCAGGGAGGAAUAUGCCACCAAAGAAAGGUCGACGAGCAGGGGGAUCGCCCCCGAAGAAGGACACGCAGGAUACAAAUUAUCCAAAGUCUGAGAUGGGAGCAGAAUUGAGGGUGAAAUCCACAGUGGUGGACAUAGAUAGUGUGAGAGAAGAGUUAAGAGAAGAUACACCGGGGCUCCUGGAGGCUGCAGCUGAUGAGAGUCUGAAGCAUAAGAAUCUGGGAGUGUUUGAAUGGCUGUUGAUGGUCUUCAUCUUAGCGCUGGUUCUUCUUUUACUCCCCAUUUCCAUCUGGUUCUGUGUCAAAGUGGUGAGGGAGCAUGAGAGAGCUGUGAUCUUCAGAAUGGGUCAUCUGUUGCAGGGAAGACCAAGAGGACCAGGUCUUAUUUUCCACCUCCCACUCAUAGAUGUGUGUCACAAGGUUGAUAUCCGACUGAAGAUCCUAAAGAUUCCUUCCCACAUGGCAGUGACAAAAGACAUGGUGUCUGUUGAGUUGACAGCCGCGUGUUACUACAAGAUAGAAAACGUGGCAUUGUGCAGCUCCUCACUGGCCGGCCUGACCUUAGUUCUACAAAACCUGGUCCAGACCCUCUCCAGAGACAUUGUCGCACAACACACUGUCACUUACAUACUACAGCACAGAAAGAGCAUCGGUCAACAAAUGCAAGCGGCUGUGGACUCUGUCGCCUGUCGAUGGGGCAUUAGGGUUGACAGAGCAGACAUAGAGGAGCUCACUUUUCCUCCAGAGUUACAGCAGAUUCUGACGGCCGAGGCUGAGCUGAAGAGACAUCAGCAGGACAGCGUCAAGAUGACAGACAGAGACAGAGUGGUGUGCGAGAUGUUCCGAUCUUCCUUUCGUCACCUCCACCCUGCUCUAGUGUUCCCAUUCCCUUCAGAUGUCUUUGGGGCAACUCACGACGACUCAUGCCUUCCUCCACCUCCACCGCCACCCUCCUUCGUGGAGCAAGAAGAAAGGCCAGUGAAGGAGCUGGAAACUGAUUCAUCCAUGAUGUGAUCAUUUAUUAGAUUUACUUAAAUAGAAAGCAUGAAAUUGCCAAUGAAAUAUAAAAAUGUUGGUGCUCAAGUAACUAUUUAUUUUCACCCUUUCAAUCACUAUGAACUUAAUGUUUGUAUUAGUACACCACAAUGCACACGCAAUUGUGUUUCACAGCAAGCUUUCACAUUAAAGAAGUAA